Molecule: messenger RNA, 1002 nt
Organism: Bursaphelenchus okinawaensis
Lineage: Eukaryota; Metazoa; Nematoda; Chromadorea; Rhabditida; Aphelenchoididae
Source: the annotation of a GenBank genome assembly
AUGGGGAACGCGGUCUACGGCGACAAGCUGACCUGCUACGAGACUCUCGAGACAUGUAAGCCUGCUUUCGUUACCUUAUGACCUAAUUAUAAGCCUAAUUUGUUGGUUUUGCUAUCUAAUUAUGUAUAAUAUUAGGUUUUGCUUUCAAAAUAUGGGUUAAUAUAAGAAUUAUUUGAGUUUUUGAAAGUUUUCUUGAAAUUUGAACGGUUACACCAACGUUCUUAGGCUUUAAAUCCACGUUUUUUAAUGGCGUCAUGGUUAAUAUGUAAAACGUUACAACUGAAAAAGAGUGUUUAACAAAAAUAUUUAUAUUCUAACAAACUUUGUUAUCUUUUACUUUUAUUUAAAACGUUGUUAACCAUACUCGUUUGAAAAGGCAUUGAAGUGAAUGUCAAAUAUACAGAAAAACUUCAAAUUUGGGCUUUGAAAUUUGGUUUUUUUUGUUUUAACUGUUAUUCUACCUUUAUAUUUUACUUAAAAUUGACCGGAAAUCUAACUGUCAGGUGUCCAAGGAUGUGGGAAGUACGACUGUGUAUACGUGGACAAAUGUAAUGGCAGCCCCGACCUCACCUAUGUCUGUUUACCGUUUGAUAUGCGGUUUUUCAUGUAAGAUAUUCAUUAAAACUUUGAUUUUAGGAUUAGUAAUGUUUUCAAUCAUAAAAGGGAUAUUAUGGUAUUCAAACAGUUAUAAUAUAAAUUAUGUUAACUAUAGUAUCUAAGAAGUAUCAACGAACUAAAACGUUUAUAAACAGAAGUCAGACAUAUAUUCUCAUAGACGCUUUCAGGUGGAUAAUGGUGGGAGUGUUCCUGGUUACCGUACUAAUAUGUUCGGGUAUAGUAGCGUGCUAUGCUUUACGUGCAAUACGAGCAUCAUUCCGUAAUUCGCUUCGUACUGACGGUGACAUCGUAUUCUACAACGCCAGAAAUGUACAUACAUUCCCUCACCCGGCCAACGGUAAAUGGAGAGACGACCAAGACUCUCGAUCACGACCUCACUACUGA